This is a messenger RNA of Capsella rubella, 1224 nucleotides long. Its product is annotated as exonuclease DPD1, chloroplastic/mitochondrial. Gene Ontology annotation, molecular function: 3'-5'-DNA exonuclease activity; nucleic acid binding. The transcript has 4 exons. Gene Ontology annotation, biological process: DNA catabolic process. Gene Ontology annotation, cellular component: cytoplasm. The record is from RefSeq and is a predicted model, not a curated record. Bases 162 to 1118 code for a protein of 318 amino acids. Lineage: Eukaryota; Viridiplantae; Streptophyta; Magnoliopsida; Brassicales; Brassicaceae.
UAAUUCAGACAAAGUUCGUAUCUUUUUCCUCGAUGAGCGGUUUGAGAAAAUCGGAAUAGUUGUCUCUGUAGGCAGUUGUCUUCACGAGCAGAGGAGACAUUGUCCUUUUGAUUCUUCUUGAGCUUAUUUGAGGAGAGAAAGAGAGAGAGAGAGAGGAUCUGAUGUGUGUCUCAAUCUCGCAAGUCUCUAGAUUUAGAAUCCAUUCAUUUGGAAGUUCUUGCUGUGAACGUGUUCAUGGCUGGUUCAAGAACAGCUCAAGCCUGAAGCUGCUUGAUGUUAGAGCUUCUUCGGUUGAUGGUAAAGCUAGAUGGAUCAGACGAAACUUGAGUACAAGUACACAAGGUAGUAGAAGCAACACUAAGAGUAGUGUGUUGGGAGGAACAAUUCCUGUAACUAGGAUUAUAGAUGAAGAGAGCAGGACCAAGAUACAGCAGCAGCCUUUUGGAAAUCUUCAGCAACGGCUUGCCCAAGAAAAAGAUCUGCCUAAACUCCUCACAGUUAUAGUCGCUGAUCUUGAGACAACCGGCUUGAGUAGAGUGAAAGAGAGGAUAAUUGAAAUUGCAGCACAGGAUAUAGCUGGUGGUGAGUACAGCACAUUUCAGACUCUCGUCAACCCGGGGGAUGUUCCUCUAACUAACACACAUAUCCACGGUAUCAGGAAUGAUAUGGUUCGUCGACCCGAGGUUCCAAAGAUGGAAGAGCUGAUACCGAUAUUUCUGCGAUAUGUAGAGAGUCGACAGAAGCCUGGAGGUUAUGUGAUGUUAGUUGCACACAAUGGGAAAACAUUUGACUUCCAGUUUUUGAUCAACGAGUUUAACCGUUGUUCUUAUGAGAUUCCUCAUAAUUGGUUGUUACUCGACUCACUCCCACUCGCUAGAGAAAACAUGAAGUCCUUAGAGCCAACAGUUAAGCCAAAAGCAACACUACAAGCUCUUGCAGAUCACUAUAGUCUUUCAAGGACUGGUGACGCUCACAGAGCCUUGUCAGAUGUUUUACUCCUAUCUCAGGUGUUCCAGAAACUCACCAUUGAUCUCAAGCUCUCGAUUUCUGAUCUUGUUCUCCGCUCUCACACGGCAUCAGAUAUCGCGACUGCCAUGGCCAAGAACAAGAAGGCCUGAAACAUUGUAGCCAUAGAUAAGCUUCUUUUGGGAUAUUCAUCUCAUCUUAUUAUUAAUGUAUCUAACUCUGCAAUUAUGUAACCAAUUAUUUAAUUUGAUUCUAAAA